AUGGCUUCAGCACAGGACCUGCCAAUUACUGGAGUCUGCAUUGUCAGUGAUCCUGGCCGGUGUCCACCAAACUUCAUCCUGAUUGACAAAACAUUUGACCGUCCUGAAGAUGCAGAUUUGUGGAGAGAUGGGUACUUUGGGCGGAGAGUGAUGAGGUACCUCUGUGUGCAACGACAGAUUCCAUUACUGAAUCAAGAUGUAUUGGUUGAUGUGGCGCUGAUCAACGAAAGGGAUCUGCCGCCUGCAGGCUUUUCUGUCAUUGAUUUAACUCAUGACACUCGAGAAAAAGCAACACAGAAGAGAAGCAUAUGUGUGAGGUGGAUGAUUCCGUCAAUGACGAAGCAUGCUAUAACAGAGCUUAUAUUUAUAACGAAAACUUCAAGAAGGGCACCAGCAAACUACACAUUAGUGGGUGAGAUCAAUAAUAUGUCACUUUGUUACAAAGUCGGAGAGGUCCCUAAAAUACCAAAUGCUGCAAAAUCUCUGGUUAGUCCAACCCAGCCUACAGUGACAACCCCAACUCAGGCCUACAAUAUGGCUGCACUGGCCAGUGGCCUACCAUACACUAUUACCCCUCCAGCUGUACCUGCACGGCCCCUGUCUGGAGGACUUAUGACUCGUACAGGUCCACCCGAACAGUCCGCAAACAGUCUGGCAACAGGACAUAUCAAUCCUAUUUCUGGUAUUGUGUGGAAGAUGAACCCCAAGUAUAAACAGCUGAUAGAACUCCAGAAUAUAACAAUUCCAGAAAUUAAAGCCAAAACUAUGACGGAUAUAGAUCACCAGUAUGAUUACAACUUCAGUGUUGAGCGGUCGGUUUCAAAGACUCCGAGAUUGAGCUGA
Candidula unifasciata is the source of this 843-nucleotide messenger RNA. NCBI's taxonomy places the organism in Eukaryota, Metazoa, Mollusca, Gastropoda, Stylommatophora, Geomitridae. The record is from the annotation of a GenBank genome assembly.